Molecule: messenger RNA, 5158 nt
Organism: Cajanus cajan (pigeon pea)
Lineage: Eukaryota; Viridiplantae; Streptophyta; Magnoliopsida; Fabales; Fabaceae
Source: RefSeq, a predicted model, not a curated record
GACAGCGGACGCGCAAGUUGAAACGAGAGUGAAAAGUCGAAAAGAAAGUGAUUCGGUGACGUGUCGUACCGACAACGAUAUAAAAAGCCAAUCAGCCGUUUGGCCAUUUUUGAUUUUUGACUUCAAUAGUCUCCACACUUCUUAGGGCGGGAACCCAACAUUUCACACCCCUUCCCCUCUGCAUGUCCCUGCUUCUAGGGUUUCAAAUUCUCUCUUCACCUUUCAAUUUUCUCCAUGAAUCAUCGCAGGGGCUCCAAGGUUUGGCUCGAGGACCGGGAUUCGGCCUGGGUGGCUGCUGAGGUUCUCGAUUCCGACGCCAACCGUAUCUUGCUCGCCACCGAUUCCGGCAAGAAGGUUCAUGCUUCGCCGGAGAAGCUGCUUCCGAGGGACGCGGAUGAAGAGGAGCAUGGAGGAUUCGAAGAUAUGACGAGGCUAGCUUACUUGAACGAGCCGGGAGUGUUGUUCAAUCUUCGGAGGAGAUAUGCGCUCAAUGAUAUAUAUACAUAUACAGGGAGCAUUUUAAUAGCUGUUAAUCCCUUCACGAAGCUUCCUCAUCUAUAUGAUUCCCAUAUGAUGGAGCAGUAUAAGGGAGCUCCAUUGGGCGAGCUUAGCCCACAUGUUUUUGCUGUUGCUGAUGCAUCUUAUAGAGCAAUGAUGAAUGAAGGUAAAAGUCAAUGUAUCUUGGUCAGUGGUGAAAGUGGUGCUGGAAAAACCGAGACAACCAAAUUGAUUAUGCAGUAUCUUACCUUUGUUGGUGGACGUGCUGCUGGUGAUGACAGAACAGUUGAACAACAAGUUCUUGAAUCCAAUCCACUUCUAGAGGCAUUUGGUAAUGCAAGGACUGUUAGGAAUGACAAUUCAAGUCGUUUUGGGAAGUUUGUUGAAAUUCAGUUUGAUUCAAAUGGUAGAAUAUCUGGUGCUGCAAUUAGAACUUACUUACUGGAAAGAUCACGAGUAGUGCAGAUAACUGAUCCAGAGAGAAAUUAUCACUGCUUUUAUCAGUUGUGUGCAUUUGAAAAGGAUGCAGAGAAGUAUAAGUUAGGACAUCCAAGUCUGUUUCACUAUUUGAAUCAAAGUAAAAUCUAUGAAUUAGAAGGUGUAAGCAAUGCUGAGGAGUACCUUAAGACGAGGAGGGCAAUGGAGAUUGUUGGCAUCAGUCAUGAGGAUCAGGAAGCCAUAUUUCGUGUCUUAGCUGCAAUUUUACAUUUGGGAAACAUUGAAUUUUCUCCUGGUAAAGAGCAUGACUCGUCGAUAAUAAAGGAUGAAAAAUCAAGAUUUCACAUGCAGAUGGCUGCUGAUCUUUUCAUGUGUGAUGUAGACCUACUGCUAGCAACAAUGUGUACCCGUUCAAUACAAACACGCGAAGGAAGUAUUGUCAAGGCCCUUGAUUGCAAUGCUGCUGUUGCUGGCCGUGAUGCUUUGGCAAAAACUGUUUAUGCCCGUUUAUUUGAUUGGCUUGUUGAUAAGAUCAAUAGAUCUGUUGGACAAGACAUCAAUUCCAAGAUACAGAUUGGUGUUUUGGAUAUUUAUGGUUUUGAGUGCUUUAAGGAUAAUAGUUUUGAGCAAUUCUGCAUCAAUUUUGCAAACGAAAAGCUUCAGCAACAUUUUAAUGAGCAUGUAUUCAAGAUGGAGCAGGAAGAGUAUGGCAAAGAAGAAAUUAACUGGAGUUACAUUGAAUUUGUGGAUAACCAAGAUGUUUUAGAUUUAAUAGAAAAGAAACCCAUUGGUAUCAUUGCUCUGUUGGAUGAAGCUUGUAUGUUUCCAAGAUCAACGCAUGAAACAUUCUCAACCAAGUUGUUUCAGCAUUUCCGGUCUCACUCUAGGUUGGAAAAGGAAAAGUUUUCACAAACAGAUUUCACCAUUUCUCAUUAUGCUGGAAAGGUCACUUAUCAUACAGAUUCAUUUUUAGACAAAAAUCGUGAUUAUGUUGUAGUAGAACAUUGUAAUCUAUUAUCUUCUUCAAAAUGCCCUUUUGUUUCUGGUCUUUUUCCUUUGCUACCAGAAGAAUCUUCUAGAUCUUCAUACAAGUUUUCUUCAGUAGCUGCCAGAUUUAAGCAACAACUUCAAGCACUCAUGGAGACCCUCAACUCAACAGAGCCUCAUUACAUACGAUGUGUGAAACCAAAUUCUUUGAAUCGACCACAAAUAUUUGAAAAUGCAAGCGUCAUACACCAGUUACGCUGUGGGGGUGUCCUUGAAGCUGUUCGGAUAAGUCUGGCAGGUUAUCCCACACGAAGAACUUACUCAGAGUUUGUAGAUCGCUUUGGGUUAAUAGCCCCUGAAUUUAUGGAUGGAAGUUAUGAUGAUCAAGCUGCAACUGAGAAAAUUUUGCAAAAGCUCAAGCUUGAGAAUUUUCAGUUGGGUAAGAACAAAGUAUUUCUCAGGGCUGGCCAAAUUGGUAUUUUAGACUCGAGACGUGCUGAAGUUUUAGACAAUGCUGCAAAGUGUAUUCAGUGCCGACUGAGGACAUUUAUUGCACAUAGGGAUUUCAUCUCUGUCAGAGCUGCUGCAUUUUCUCUUCAGGCAUGCUGCAGGGGAUAUAUUGCCCGAAAGUUAUAUGCUAAUAAAAGGGAAACAGCAGCUGCUAUCUCCAUUCAGAAAUAUAUUCGUAUGUGGCUUACGAGGCAUGCUUACUUGAAACUAUAUUUUUCUGCUAUUAUCAUACAAUCCCAUGUUCAAGGUUUUGUGACUCGCCAAAGAUUCUUGCAUGGAAAAGAACAUAGAGCUGUUGUUUUAAUUCAGUCCUGUUGGAGGAUGUCCAAGGUUAGGUCAUCUUUCCGUCGACAUCAAGCAUCAAUUGUGACAAUACAAUGCCUUUGGCGGUGUAGACAAGCAAAAAGAGAGCUACGUAGACUUAAACAAGAAGCAAAUGAAGCUGGUGCCCUCCGUUUGGCCAAGAAUAAACUCGAGAAGCAAUUGGAAGAGCUCACAUGGCGUUUACAUCUUGAAAAGAAAAUAAGGGUUUCUAAUGAAGAGGCUAAGAAAAUAGAGAUUGCCAAACUUCAAAAGAUGAUAGAAGCUCUGAAUCUUGAAUUAGAUGCAGCUAAAUUAGCAACAAUUAAUGAGUGCAACAAAAAUGCUGUUCUGCAAAAUCAACUGGAAUUGUCAGUAAAGGAAAAAUCAGCUUUAAAAAGAGAGCUAGUUACUGUGGAUGAAUUACGAAGGGAAAAUGCUGUAUUAAAGGUUUCAUUGGACGCAUUUGAAAAGAAGUAUGUGACCUUAGAGCUUGAGCAUAUAAAUGCUCAAAAAGAUAGGGAUGAAACCAUUGAGAAACUAAGCGAGUUUGAACAGAAGUGCUCUCAACUUGAGCAAAAUGUGAAAAGGCUUGAAGGAAAACUAUUAAGUUUAGAGGAUGAAAAUCAUGUGCUUCGUCAGAAAGCCUUAAGUACCCCUCUUAAGAGUAACCGUCCAGGUUUUGCCAAGUCAUUGUCAGAAAAAUACUCAAGUGCAAUCGCCUCCCGCACUGAACGAAAAACCAUAUAUGAGUCACCCACACCCACAAAACUUAUUGCCCCUUAUACACUAGGCUUGUCAGACUCUCGUCAAUCUAAGUUAACAGCAGAGAAGCACCAGGAUAACUAUGAAUUCCUCUCUAGGUGUAUAAAAGAAAAUUUGGGAUUCAAAAAUGGUAAACCUAUUGCAGCUCGUAUCAUAUACAAAUGUCUUCUUCAUUGGCAUGCAUUUGAAUCUGAGCGCACGACCAUUUUCGAUUCCAUAAUCGAGGGCAUAAAUGAGGUUCUAAAGGUUAGGGAGGAUGAUAUCAUCUUGCCAUAUUGGCUGUCCAAUACCUCCGCACUUCUAUGCCUUUUACAGAGGAACUUGCGUUCAAAUGGCUUUUUAACUACUGCUGCCCAACGUUAUCCUGGAUCAUCUGGUUUGACCAGCCGGACUGGGCAUGGUCCAAAAUCUCCAUUGAAGUUUAUUGGUUAUGAUGAUGGUAUAUCACAUGUGGAGGCGAGAUAUCCUGCUAUACUUUUUAAGCAACAACUAACUGCUUCUGUAGAGAAGAUUUUUGGUCUUCUACGUGACAAUUUGAAAAAGGAACUUUCUCCACUUCUGGGAUCAUGUAUCCAGGCACCCAAAACAGGACGAGGGGUGCAUGGUGGAAAAUCAUCUAGAUCUCCUGGUGGGCUUCCCCAACAAUCAUCUGGUGGUCAGUGGGGCAACAUUGUCAAAUUUUUGGAUUCACUCAUGAGCAAACUUCGUGGAAAUCAUGUGCCAUCCUUCUUCAUCCGUAAGCUAGUUACCCAAGUGUUCUCCUUCAUCAAUAUUACACUCUUCAACAGUCUGCUUUUGCGUCGUGAAUGUUGCACUUUCUCAAAUGGUGAAUAUGUGAAGUCUGGUCUAGCAGAACUGGAGAAAUGGAUAGUCAAUGCAAAGGAGGAGUAUGCAGGGACAUCCUGGCAUGAGCUGAAUUAUAUACGACAAGCUGUUGGAUUCUUGGUAAUACAUCAGAAGAGGAAGAAAUCUUUGGAAGAGAUUCGGCAAGAUCUUUGUCCGGCAUUGACUGUGAGGCAAAUCUAUCGAAUCAGCACUAUGUAUUGGGAUGACAAGUAUGGAACCCAAAGUGUAUCCAAUGAGGUAGUUAGUGAAAUGAGAGAAAUUGUCAGCAAGGACAAUCAGAAUCUGACCUCAAAUUCUUUCUUAUUGGAUGAUGAUCUGAGCAUUCCUUUCUCUGCCGAAGACAUAGAUAUGGCAAUUCCUGCCAUAGAUCUUGAUGAGAUUGAUCUACCAGAAUUCGUUUCUAAAUAUUCUUGCGCCCAGUUUCUUAGUUUACAUCAGAAGUAAUUGGUCUACAAUUUCGUGAUCGUUACUGUGGCUUGAAGUUUGAAUGACAACGGUAUUCACAUUGAAACACAAGUUUCUCUAUACGUGGACAGCAAUCUUGGUUGUCGUCGGAUUUAUUGUUACACUUUAUGCCCAGCCCCCCAACUAAAAAAAUUUACAUAGUUCAGCCAACGUUUGUAAUUACCUGUAGUAUAGAUAACACUGUAAGCUUGUCAAUUAUUUAAUUUAGGUAUAUUAUUUGUUUUCAUGUUGUAUUCUAUGUAGGUAUGCAAUUGUAACUAGGCCCUGGCAAAAGUGAAAUUUCAUUCAUUGAUGUAAAUACUAGGCUCAUUGAAUUUUGCUAAAGUUCCACAUUUUGUUUCGCCUUCAA